AUGUUUCAGGAAGUCAGCAGAGUUCAUCAGUGCCUCUUCUUUCUCUUCUGCAGCUUCACCACGCCCGAAGGCCCUAAGCCCCGUUCGAGAUGUGCAGACUGGGGCAGUGCAGUUGAAGAAGAUGAAAUGAGAACCAGAGUUAAUAAAGAAUUUGCAAGAUACAAAAGGAAACUUCUCAUCAAUGACUUUGGGAGAGAGCGGCGCUCGUCCUCAGGCAGUUCAGACUCUAAGGAGUCCAUGUCCACAGUACCAGCCGACUUAGAGACGGACGAGAGUGUGCUGAUGAGGAGACAGAAGCAGAUCAAUUACGGGAAGAACACCAUCGCCUACGAUCGCUACAUUAAAGAAGUGCCCAGACACCUUCGGCAGCCUGGCAUUCACCCCAAAACCCCCAACAAGUUUAAGAAGUACAGUCGGCGCUCAUGGGACCAGCAGAUCCGACUCUGGAAGGUGGCACUGCACUUCUGGGACCCCCCGGUGGAGGAGGGCUGUGACCUGCAGGACAUGCGCCCUGUGGACCUGAGUGAGAUGGAGACUGAGUCAGCGGAGAGCAGCUCAGAGUCCCAGACGAGCUCGCAGGACAACUGUACUCAGGAUGUCCUGGACGAGGCCACGACACACUUACCAUGCUCAGAAGGCCCGGCAUUGCUCAAACACUGCAGCCCAGUGGAGGCCUGGCCCCCGUUUUCUGGGGGUGAAGCGGUGUCUGGAACAGCCCCGAUGGCGGCCGCCCCCCGGUUGUCCCAGUAACUUCUGUGGCUGGGUUCACCAUGUUGGUCUUAAGAGUGUUGAGACCCGUUUCUAUGCAGAAUAUUCCUUCAUUUGGAGUUGUCUGGUUGUUUCCUGAAGAUUUUGAUCUAGAUUGAGCAGGACGCAGGGCCUGGAGGAGGUGGUAGUGUUAAAAUUGAUGCAACAUGUUUAGGUGGAAUGAGGUUUCUCUACUGUGAAGGUGGGACACUCCCCCGCCCCCCAAUUUAUACUAGAAUCUGAAGGCUUUCCUGUUAGUCAUCCACCCAAACAACUGUGCUUGAUGGUGCAGAACAUGGACGGCAGUUUCUGCCCUGUGCUGCCGCCAUCGCGGGCCAUUUCCCUGAGGUUGCAGCCCAGUACGUGGGUAUGCAGCGAAGGCCUUGCUAUGGCGUUACCUUUAAACUUCUAUGAACGCUCACCGUGGAUUGUGCAGCCUUUUCAUAACACUUUUAAUUAGUAAAACAAAAAACGCCCUGUUCAUUAAAGCAAUCAGAGAUGUAUGCAGUCAGACUCGCAUCACCUCCUGUCCCACGAGAAAACCACUACAUCUUGUGGAACCCUUUUAUUUAGUGCUCAAAAGAGGGCGUGAGGGUAUAGAUACAAAGCCUUGUAAACGGGACCUUCCUGCAGUGUAGUUACCUAGGCCCCCAUUGGGUGAGGCGUCCACAACCUGUCAGGAUCCUGGGCAGCCGUCGGGUGGAGGGAUCUCAGGCCUCAGGACCUCUGGGCUGAGGCCGAAGCCGCAGCUCUAGUUGUGGGAGCAAUAGUGUGACUGCUUCAUGAUGCAGCCCUGUGGAAUCACCCUCGACUCCACUGCCCACUCCCAGUGUCGAAGUGACCAGGAGUGAUGUUCAGUGAGCAGAGCCUGAUCCGUCCCACUUCAAAUGGGAUCUGAUGGUGCCUGUGAAUUGAGUACGUACUCGGUGUUGCUGCUUUUGCACGAUUCAGACCUCCGUCGCGUGGCGGCGGCGACUUGUGUGGAAAGAGUUGUUUUAGCUGAAUGCUUCAGUUGUGAAGGGAACAGACCAGACCCCAAGGAAGCUGGAAAUUUGAAGCAAUCCUGGCACCUCCCCGAGAUCUGUCUGCUCCAGGGCACCUGUGGGCUUGGAUGGGUCCCCCAGGGGCUCGUGUGUGACAUCACCUCUGGUGGAGCAUGCUGGCUUUGGAUGUCAGGGAAACUUGAUCUGGGUUUUCUUUUGGACUGAGGCUCCGCAGUGCUGCUGCCCUGGGUGGCUGUUUGGGAAGUUGCCGUCUGAAUCCGGGGCUUGUACCCAGUGCUGGCUGCGUGGGCUCUCCUCCCUCUAAUCUGGAGUGAAGGCACACGGGAGGGAUGUAGAAAGCUUUUUACUUUCUAGCAGUUUAUUACCAUGUAAAAUUGUUGUAAAUGACACUGUAUAGAUUGUUUGUUCAUACACUUACUUGUAAACUUGUUAAGACUUAGGUUUCUGUUGCUUUUGUAUGGAAUGAUAGGAAAAAAUAAAAGGAAAAAACCUUGAA
Echinops telfairi (small Madagascar hedgehog) is the source of this 2247-nucleotide messenger RNA. RefSeq names its product stem-loop binding protein (gene SLBP). Gene Ontology annotation, cellular component: cytoplasm; histone pre-mRNA 3'end processing complex. Bases 1 to 750 code for a protein of 249 amino acids. The record is from RefSeq and is a predicted model, not a curated record. Gene Ontology annotation, biological process: mRNA transport; mRNA 3'-end processing by stem-loop binding and cleavage. The transcript has 6 exons. Lineage: Eukaryota; Metazoa; Chordata; Mammalia; Afrosoricida; Tenrecidae. Gene Ontology annotation, molecular function: histone pre-mRNA stem-loop binding; mRNA binding.